Molecule: messenger RNA, 4446 nt
Organism: Pseudomyrmex gracilis
Lineage: Eukaryota; Metazoa; Arthropoda; Insecta; Hymenoptera; Formicidae
Product: receptor-type guanylate cyclase Gyc76C-like
Exons: 18
Coding region: 1-4386 (1461 amino acids)
Biological process (GO): protein phosphorylation; receptor guanylyl cyclase signaling pathway; cGMP biosynthetic process
Molecular function (GO): ATP binding; guanylate cyclase activity; protein kinase activity
Source: RefSeq, a predicted model, not a curated record
AUGCGCCCCGGCCCGCCAGAACAGCCGAGCCGCCGCAGGCCUCCCCGUCGCCAGCAUCCGCACCAGCAGCAGUUCCAUCGGGAGUGUGACCGACAGCAGCAACAACAGAAUCACCAUUAUUGUCAUCAUUGGCUGUCGCGACCGCGCUCAAACGAGUCGCGCGUCCUCCUGGUCACCCUGCUGCUACUGGCCAGCAGCUUCCUGGUCCAAAUUCUAGCCGAGCCACCACGUUCAACAUCCCUGAUGACGAUUCAAAACCAGCAAACGCAAUUCUCUCGAAACAGUCAAAUCAGUAACAGUACGAGAAAUAAUGGCACAUCCGUUCAAAAGAAAGUGAAUUUAACCAUCGGUUAUCUCACAGCCAUCAAGGGUGGCCUGAAGGACCGUCAAGGUCUUGCCAUCUCCGGCGCUCUGUCCAUGGCUCUCGAUGAGAUCAACAACAGUUCGACCAUUCUGCCAAACGUAAAGCUGCUGAUGCGAUGGAGCGACACGAGGGGAGAGACUGUCGAAGCUACUAAAGCCAUGAUCGACAUGAUCUGCGACGGGGUUGUGGCCUUCUUUGGACCAGAAGGUUCCUGCUACGUCGAGGCCAUAGUAGCUCAGUCUCGCAACAUACCUAUGAUUAGUUAUAAAUGCUCGGACUACAAGGCGUCGGAAGUGAGCACGUUUGCUAGAACUGAACCACCGGACACGCAGGUGACGAAAUCGGUGAUCGCGCUGUUGUUGCACUACGGAUGGAACAAGUUCACGAUCGUGAGCGAACGCGCCUGGUUGACGGUCGCGCAUUCGCUUCAGAAACAAGCGGCGAUGAAUAAUCUCACUAUAAACCACUACAAAAUUGUGGAAGAUCGUCACACGUGUUGCGAGGAGAGGUUGCCCUGCUGCCUUGCUGCCAGCGAAUGGUUCCAGCUUAUACAAGAGACCAAAAAUAUGACUCGCAUUUAUAUCUUCCUGGGAACGGCAAUGUCAUUGAUAGAUAUGAUGAACUCGAUGCAAAGUCAAAGGUUGCUGGAAAACGGGGAGUACAUGGUGAUACACGUGGACAUGAUGACGUAUUCGACGAGUGAAGCGCAAAAAUAUUUGUGGAAACCGGAAGAUUACAACAAACUAAAAAACUGCCAGGAGUCGAAAGAUUUUCUGAAGAGGGCACGAUCGUUGAUGGUGGUGGUGUCCACACCGCCGUCGCAGAAUUACGAGGACUUUACCAAGAAAGUUCGAGAGUUCAGUUCUAAAGAACCUUUCAAUUUCAUAGUUCCCACACUUCUGAAAAAAUACGAAACGUAUGUAUCGAUUUACGCGGCUUAUCUCUACGAUUCCCUCAAACUUUACGCGCAAGCUCUGGACCAGCUUAUACGAGAUAGACCGGAUCAGCCUGUCGAGGAACUCGCGAAAAACGGCACUCUUAUAAUCAAGAAAAUUAUCGGGAAUAAAACCUAUCAUAGUGUGAGCGGAGCGACCAUUAAAUUGGACAAAUUCGGAGACUCGGAAGGCAAUUUUUCAGUGCUUGCUCUAAGAGAAAAGUCCUUCAGCCGUGACAAUUUUUCCUGUGAGUUCCAAAUGAUGCCUGUGGGCCAGUUUCAGCAGGGUGAUAGCCUAGUGUACAGACCGUCGGGAGCUAUGGAUUGGCCCGGUAAAAACAAACCGGAGGCUGAACCUGGUUGCGGCUUUCUUAAUGAGCAUUGUCCGAAAGAUGACACGCAAUUUCGCACCAUUAUCUCAAUCGCUCUACUAAUUUUACUGAUCUUUGGGGCAAUAAUCUCGUCAUGCAUAUAUCGAAGGUGGAAGAUAGAACAGGAGAUAGAAGGAUUGCUUUGGAAAAUCGAUCCUAAUGAGAUACGCGGUUAUCCCAGACCCGAUAACAUGAUGUCCUCUCCUAGUAAGUUAAGUUUAGUUAGCGCUAUAUCUUAUGAGUCGAGAUGCGGCGGUCAGGUCUUCGCUCAAACCGCGUCUUAUCGCGGCGCGAGAGUGCGAAUAAAAGAACUGAAAUUCUCAAGGAAGAAAGACAUCUCACGGGAAGUUAUGAAGGAAAUGCGCUACCUCCGAGACAUUAGGCAUCCAAAUAUCAAUUCUUUCCUCGGAGCGUGCGUCGAGCCGAUGAGAAUAUUACUAUUCACUGAGUAUUGUCCCAGGGGAAGUCUUAAUGAUAUUGUUGAGAACGAAGAUAUAAAAUUAGAUGAUAUGUUUAUUACGUCAUUAAUUCACGAUCUCAUUAGGGCUAUAUCGUAUAUUCACGAAUCAUCUGUGCUAGUCUGUCACGGUAAUUUGAAGUCUUCCAAUUGUGUUGUGAGCGCACGUUGGGUGCUCCAAGUCACAGAUUUUGGUCUUCAUGAUAUGCGUCACUGUGCCGAGUCCGAUAGCAUCGGCGAACAUCAGUAUUAUCGAAACUUGUUUUGGAAAGCACCGGAACUGCUUCGAGAUCCGUCUGCUUCGAUCAAAGGCACCCAAGGAGGUGAUAUAUUUGCUUUCGCUAUUAUUCUGUACGAAAUUAUCGGACGAAAAGGACCGUACGGAAAUAUAAAUCUGGAACCUAAAGAAAUCAUAGAGCGGAUAAAGAAGUUCCCGAACGAUUGCGAACCGCCGUUCAGGCCCAACUUGAAUGUUCUCUCCGAAUCAAAAGCAAACUGCGAAGAUUACAUUAUUAGUAUCAUAUCGGAUUGUUGGGCGGAAACCCCGGAAUUCAGACCGGAUAUCAAAACGAUCAGACGAAGAAUGAAGAACAUGAAAGUUGGAGCGGAUCGGAAUAUAAUGGAUCAAAUGAUGAACAUGAUGGAGAAAUACGCGAGCAAUCUCGAGGAGUUAGUCAACGAACGCACGGAACUUCUUCAAGAGGAAAAAAAGAAAACCGAGGAUCUGCUGCAUAGAAUGUUACCUAAACCUGUCGCAAAUUGCUUAACAAACGGCAUUGGAGUAGAACCCGAAGCUUUCGAUCUGGUUACUAUAUAUUUCAGCGAUAUUGUUGGUUUCACGGCGAUGUCCGCGGAAAGCACACCGUUUCAGGUUGUAAAUUUUCUGAACGAUCUGUAUACAUUGUUCGAUCGUAUAAUUAAAGGAUACGAAGUGUACAAAGUAGAAACGAUAGGAGAUGCCUACAUGGUCGUUUCCGGACUUCCAUUAAGAAAUGGAGAUCAGCAUGCUGGACAAAUAGCAUCAAUGUCAUUGGAAUUACUUAACGCUGUUAGAAACCACAAGAUACCACAUCGGCCUAACGAUACUCUCAAGUUGCGUAUCGGAAUUCACACCGGUCCUGUGGUGGCUGGUGUUGUUGGUUUAACGAUGCCUAGAUAUUGUUUGUUCGGGGACACAGUAAAUACUGCGUCUCGUAUGGAAUCCACAGGUCUACCAUUGCGAAUACACAUCAGCGAACAAUGUAAAGAAGCGCUCGAUAAGAUCGGAGGUUACGAGAUCGAGGAACGCGGCUAUAUCGACAUAAAAGGAAAGGGAAGAGUAAAAACGUACUGGCUCACAGGAGCUACUGUAACCCACAGAAAAAAGAUGGAGAAUUCAGCCAGAGACGAAAAUCUUCCGCCGUUGUUUUGCAGACCGCGGAAAAGUCCGAAACUGAAUCCUGACUCGCGAUAUGCAUCGCUCAUCGAUGGAUUAGGCGCAGGAAGUCGUAGACAAUCAAAUGUGUUGUAUCCAACGACAGACGAUGCUUCUUCUCAAUGCGGUAGAUCUAGUCCAGUCUCGCGAUCAUUGCUCAAUCGUAAGAAAGACGAAGAAGAGAAGUCUCCUCUAGGUCUGACCGAGAGCGCUUCGAGGAUGACAUUGGACAACGUUUUGUUUCGAGAAGAAAGUGAAGUGCGUAGACGACGAGCUAACAAUGUUAAGUCGGUCGACGAUCUAUUUAUCAACACGGAUCUGAGAUCUGAAAAAAACAUGCCGCGUGUUCUGUCUACUAUCGCGUCUUCGUCGUCGAGCGAUUAUCCAUCGCAGACCGUCAUACGCGAAUCCCGCUCGCUUGAUCGACUGCCCGCCGAUAUAUACAACAAGCGGAACAAGUUGCCAUCUUUCUGGAAGGAGACCGAGUUCAUGCGGAUCAACUCAAAGACGGACAUUUCUGAAAAAUUGUUGAACAAUAAUUACCCCAAUGGCAAUGUGAUAAUGUCUCAUGUCGAUAAUUCGCCGACCGAAGCAGAACCACUGCUGAGUAAUGACGGCGAAAACAAAGUAGACAUACGAGAUAAGCGUUCACGUUCGCUAGAUCAGGUGGUAUCCGCGUCUAGCACGGACAGUGUACCUGAUAAAAAGUCUUCCGGCCGAAAGCUGUUGGAUAUUCCGUCAACAAUCAUCCAGAUGUUUAACGGGUCCGGACUGCGCAACAGCAAUGUCUCUUUGAGAGGAAUGAUACGAUACGACAAGAAAACUGAACGCGAGAGUGUAGUUUAAAUUAUACAUUUGAUAAUUAUUCUUUUUUUUAUGCAACAAAGCGAUAGAAAAAAAAAAAAA